ACGACAAGAUACUAUCCACCCAGCUGUCACAUUCGAAUUCGCACAAACAACAAGACAGCUUCGAAGAAAACGACUAGAACACCGUCAGGAUGAAGCCUCUUGUGGGAGCCAUGCAGGCUUGGAGCUGCACCGUCAUCUCCGCCUUCGCCAUGCUCAUCCUCGGCGUCUUGUGCAUCCUCUUCAAUAACAACCACCCGGAGCUCGUGGGCGGGACGGAGGACCCGGAGGAUGGGAAGGAGGUGGCGGCGACGGCUGGGAUGGCUAUUGCUAUUUACGCGCUCUUCUUCUGCUUCUGCGGUCUCCAAGGGUUGUUGCAUUUACGAGAGGGCAGGAGGGGGGCUAUUGCGCUAUGAGGUUGGUUCCGACAGGACGACGACGACGACUACGACAACGAAUAGCAUACCCACCUACCUAUUUAUACUUGUACACGCACGCGAUAACAACAACAACGGCGAUGGCCACAUAAGGCGAAGAU
This is a messenger RNA of Neurospora hispaniola, 475 nucleotides long. RefSeq lists its product as uncharacterized. The coding region runs from base 90 to 353 and encodes 87 amino acids. Lineage: Eukaryota; Fungi; Ascomycota; Sordariomycetes; Sordariales; Sordariaceae. The record is from RefSeq and is a predicted model, not a curated record. The transcript has 3 exons.